Messenger RNA from Anisakis simplex (herring worm), 234 nucleotides. NCBI's taxonomy places the organism in Eukaryota, Metazoa, Nematoda, Chromadorea, Rhabditida, Anisakidae. The record is from the annotation of a GenBank genome assembly.
GUUUGUGGAGUGAAUGAGGAGUACACCGAGUGUCCCGAGUUCACCAGACAAUGUGAAGCGUCUUGCGAUUGGACACGUUAUCCGGAAACAAUUCCGAAUUGUCCACGGACUUGUGGUACUCCGAAAUGUAUCUGCAAAGAGGGUUUCGUACGUGUCUCGAACGAGAACGAUACUUGUGUACCGUUCCAUUUCUGUUCCGAUGAGUUGCAAGAUAUUGAUAAGAUAAAGGACUGA